CCCGAGCCAGAGCGCGGGCAGCGCGGAGCGGGCGGCGGGCAGGCAGCAGUGUCCGGCGGUCCGCAGUCCCCGCUCGCUCCAGGACCCGCACAGCCACAGGGCAGGGGACAAGUCGCAGCCCGCGCGCAGGGGAGCGCCCGCCGCCCCGCCCGGGGGCCGGAAUCCCAGGGCGCGCCCUGGCCGGCUCGGGUCCGAGGUGAGCCCGGAGAAGGACGCGCCCACUGGAGGUACAUCCCGCGAGCUCCUGACUGAGCCCACCUGGCCCUGGGUCCUUAGAGGACGCCGACAGCCGAGGAGGCUUCCGCUCGGAGCCAGCGCGGGAACAGCGGCGCGGCGCUAUCCCGAGGGUCGGAGGAGCCCGGCUGGAGGGAGCCGCGGCGCCCGGCCAUGCGCUGGGCGCAGUAGCAGGAGACGCGGACCCAAUGGAGCGGGCCGGGGCGCGGGGACUGCCUGGAGGCCGCCGUCCAGCCGGGCUGCGGCUCGCGCUCGCGCUCUGGCUGGCCCUACUACUAGCGCGGACGCCGUCGAGCCGCGCUGGGGCCCCCGAGGCGCAGGAGCCCGUGGCUCCGAGCGCAGCGGCCCCGACUGGCGGCGACCGCUGCCGCGGCUACUACGACGUGAUGGGCCAGUGGGACCCGCCGUUCAACUGCAGCUCCGGCGCCUACAGCUUCUGCUGCGGCACGUGCGGCUACCGCUUCUGCUGCCACGACGGGCCGCGGCGUCUUGACCAGAGCCGCUGCUCCAACUACGACACACCAGCCUGGGUGCAGACUGGCCGGCCGCCUGCUCGCGCCCGCGAUACCGCGGCGCCCCGGGACCCGGCCCGCGAGCGCAGCCACACGGCUGUCUACGCUGUGUGCGGUGUCGCCGCGCUGCUAGUGCUGGCCGGCAUCGGGGCGCGCCUGGGCCUGGAGAGGGCGCACAGCCCGCGCGCACGGCGCACGGUGACCAGGACACUGACAGAACUUCUGAAGCAACCCGGCCCCCAGGAACCACUGCCUCCACCUUUGGGCCCACCCCUGGGUAGCUGUGUCCAGGUGCAGAUGGGAGAUGGCCUUCCCCGAGGGUCCCCCCACAACAGCACAGACAAGAAACGCCUCAACAACGCCGCCCUGGGGUCCGCCACGCCCGCGCCCCCGCGCCGACCCCGGUUGCAAGGAGGCGGCAACUUGACGCUGCAGCCCGACUACGCCAAGUACGCCACGCUCAAGGCGGCCGCGCUCAAGGCGGCAGAGGCCGCCCCCCAGGACUUCUACCAGCGUUUUCCCACCGCCGAGUCGGCCCCGCGGACCCUCCCGGCGCGGGCCCCGAGGCCUCCCGAGGACUUGCCCGCGCUGCUCGAGGCCUGCCCCUGGGCCCCCCCGGGCUACGCGGCCCCUACCGGCCCCGCUCCGCCGGGGCCCUACGCAGCCUGGACCGCCGGGCGCCCGGCCAGGCCCGCCCCCCGCGGCCACCUAGCGGCCCAUGCCUCUCCUGCACCCCGGAGGCCCGGCCACGCGCCGCGGCGCCAGUUCAGCGUGGAGAAGCUGCCCGAGGCCUUCAGCGUGCAGCACCCAGGCCUUUACUGUAGUGCGGGCCGCGGACCCCGGCACCUGAGCACCAACAGCAAAACCGAGGUCACCGUGUGAAGCUGGGCCACCCAACGGAGGCAGAGCCGGAAGCCCUCGACUGCUUGGUCCAGGGCCCCAGGGCACGGAGGAGCCCAACGCGGGCAUCCACCGAGACUAGGCUGGGGGCCUUGGAGCCUGCAGGGCUGAAAAAAGACCUACUGGUAUGACCGGUGGUUCCAUCCUUGGGUCCACAGGCCCCGGAUUCCUCGUGUAAAUAAAUCCUUUAAUGUGGUUCCUGCUGA
Molecule: messenger RNA, 1852 nt
Organism: Marmota flaviventris (yellow-bellied marmot)
Lineage: Eukaryota; Metazoa; Chordata; Mammalia; Rodentia; Sciuridae
Gene: Shisa8
Product: shisa family member 8
Biological process (GO): regulation of short-term neuronal synaptic plasticity; regulation of AMPA receptor activity
Cellular component (GO): postsynaptic density; AMPA glutamate receptor complex; dendritic spine membrane
Source: RefSeq, a predicted model, not a curated record